AUGGACAUUAAUGCAUUGGAAAAACUUUUGAAAAGUCAAAGCAUGCAGAUGGAAAUGCUCUUGCAAAAACAGGAAGAGCGGCAUCGAAUAGAAAUGCAAGAGUUGUUAAAUGCGGUACACCAUCAAAAUGUUCCCGAUUUAAAUGUGCAAGCAAAUAAUUCACCUACUCGAAAAAUUAAAGAUUUAGCAGAUUCGAUGGUUGAUUUUACAUAUGAUCCUGAGAAUAAUGGAAUAUUUGAAACAUGGUAUGCACGCUAUAGAUCGAUUUUCACAACAGAGGCUAACGAUUUGUCGGAAGCUAUGAAGAUUCGUCUGUUAUUAAUGAAGUUUCAACAAUCGGAUUAUCAACGUUACGCCGAUUCAAUUCUUCCUCAAGAACCUCACGAGCUAACAUUAGUUGAGACUUCGAUUAAAUUAAAGAAACUUUUCGGAUAUAAGGAGACAAAAUUUUCACAGCGUCACAAAUGUUUCAAUUUAACAAAAGAAGAUUCCGAAGAUUUUAUAACUUAUUCAGCACGGGUUAAUAAGCAAGCCGAGAAAUUUGAUAUCGUUAACUGUACCCCAAACGAUUUAAAAGUUCUUCUUUUUGUAAGUGGCUUGAAAAGUUCGAAAGAUUCACUUAUUCUCGAAAAGCUUUUGAAUAAAAUCGACACGCAGUACGUUCAAAUUGAAGCAGCCGCUAAUCAAGCCGCUCGGGAUGCAAUUGUUAAAUUAACCUUACAAGACUUGAUUAAUGAAGCUGAGCGAAUAAUUUGUCUUAAAAAGGAUAAAUCAACUGUUAGCGACUCAGCAACAAUAACAGAUGUCAAUAACGUUUACACCGAUGGAAAAAAAUCUUCAAAUAAAUCGAAGUCUUCUACAAAUUCAUCGGGAAAAUCAAAUCAUUUUUCUAACGCAAAUUCUUCAAAACCAUCGAGUCCAGCCGGUCCAUUCUAUCCUUGUAGAUAUUGCGGAGGCUUGCAUUGGAAUAAAGAUUGCGAUUAUCGUGAUAAAACUUGCUCAACGUGUAAAAAAGAAGGUCAUAAAGAAGGCUACUCCAAGAAGCUCACAAGAAUGUGA
Messenger RNA from Clunio marinus, 1059 nucleotides. The record is from the annotation of a GenBank genome assembly. NCBI's taxonomy places the organism in Eukaryota, Metazoa, Arthropoda, Insecta, Diptera, Chironomidae.